Gracilinanus agilis (Agile Gracile Mouse Opossum) is the source of this 669-nucleotide messenger RNA. RefSeq names its product IZUMO family member 2 (gene IZUMO2). The record is from RefSeq and is a predicted model, not a curated record. Lineage: Eukaryota; Metazoa; Chordata; Mammalia; Didelphimorphia; Didelphidae. The transcript is spliced from 6 exons. Bases 1 to 669 code for a protein of 222 amino acids.
AUGGGCUUCCUGCUUCUUCAGCUCCUCAUGGGUCUGAGCCUUGGACUAGUGCCCAGUGCUGAUGCCUGCCUGCAGUGUGAAGCCUCCAUCCGCCAGGGUCUGGCCAGGGCCAGAGAGCGCCUCAUGGCCCAGAACUUCCGUAAUGAGCGGCUGCAGGCCCGAGCCCAGGCCCUGCUGCUGGGCAUGGAAAAAGAAUUCUUUGUCAACUAUGCCACCCAAGCUUAUAUGGGGAGAGUGGGACUAGGCCAGUUCUCGCCAGUGGUGGCUCUAGCCCAGCAAAAGAUUCAGGAAAUCCAGGAGACGUACCUGACUGAUGAGCCACUGCUGGACAAGUUGGUGAGAGUUCGGGGGGACCUGAUGAAGUCCCUGAAGAGGGCUCUGAAAGAACACCAGCAAAAAGCCUGUGACCCCAACGCUUGCCGGGACCGCCAACCCCGGCUUGCCCUUCGCUAUGGAGUCCAGGGAGUCCUUGUGAGAGAUGGAAACAAGAAUGCCAGGAUCGUGGUGGUGUGUCUGGGAAUCAUCACCUUUGGGGUCCUGGCAGCCACAUUAAACGCAGUGCGGGAUCUGAAUGGCCUCCCAGUGGCCAACCUGAGCCUCCACCCCAGGGCUAAGCCCACCCCUUGGUUAUUUUCUGAUUCCACACCUGGGAUCACCCUCUCCCAGUAG